UGCUGUUUCCUGUCUCCUUUGAAGCAUGUUUGCUAAUAGCUAUUUUACAAAACAGCAGAAGAAGUAGCAAUAAACCUCGCCAAGCAUGGUUAAUGUCAGUAGAAUUUGCCUUCGAAAGUAUGGAAACUUCAUAGACAACCUACGUCUGUUUGUACGAGGAGGAACUGGCGGCAGUGGUUUACCUCGUCUUGGCGGUGAGGGAGGUCGGGGAGGAGAUGUUUGGGUGAUGUCUUCAAAGGAUGUAACUUUGAGUAGGAUCAAAAGCAAAUAUCCUCAGAAGCGUUUCAUAGCUGAAAAUGGCGCCAAUAGCAGUGUUUGUGCACUGAAAGGAGACAAGGGAAAGGACCAAGAAAUAUUGGCCCCAGUUGGUAUCACCGUAACUACUGAUGAUGGCAGAGUAAUUGGUGAUUUGAAUUCUGAAGGCGACCGUGUCUUGGUGGCAAAAGGUGGGCGAGGAGGCUCCUCCUACACUGCAUUUCUGCCCAGUAAGGGCCAGGCCAAGCACAUCCGCCUGGACCUUAAGCUCAUUGCAGACCUGGGCAUGGUCGGAUUCCCAAAUGCAGGAAAGUCCUCUCUUCUGACAGCCCUGUCUAAUGCCACACCUAAGAUUGCCAGUUACGCUUUCACAACUUUGAGGCCGGAGAUUGGGAAAAUGAUGUAUGAAGAUCACAAACAGAUCGCUGUUGCUGAUCUUCCAGGACUAAUUGAAGGGGCUCAUAUCAACAAAGGAAUGGGCCACAAGUUCCUCAAACAUGUGGAGCGGACCAAGCAGCUGUUAUUUGUGGUGGAUGUUUGUGGUUUCCAGCUGGCAAGUACAACUCCAUUUAGAUCAGCAUUUGAAGCUGUGCAACUUCUCACAAAGGAGUUGGAGUUGUACAAGGAGGAACUCAUGACUAAGACUGCCUUGUUAGUGGUGAAUAAGAUGGACCUACCUGAUGCUGAAGAAAAACUAGAAAAGCUGAAGGAGCAACUACAAAAUGCACAUGAGUUCUCUCAUCUUUUGCCUGAAGACAUGAUACCAAAGAAAAAUAUGACUUUCAAACACAUGAUUCCUGUUUCAGCAUUGACCGGGUUUGGUAUCGACCAUCUGAAAAAGUGCAUCCGACAGUCGCUUGAUGAAGAAGCAGCCACUGAAGAUAAGGACAUGUUUCAAAAAAAGCUGCAGGCACUGAGGUACCAAACACAGGUGCUGCAGUGACCAAAA
Messenger RNA from Thalassophryne amazonica, 1204 nucleotides. RefSeq names its product GTP-binding protein 10 (putative) (gene gtpbp10). The record is from RefSeq and is a predicted model, not a curated record. Gene Ontology annotation, cellular component: mitochondrion. Gene Ontology annotation, molecular function: GTP binding; magnesium ion binding; GTPase activity. Bases 86 to 1198 code for a protein of 370 amino acids. The transcript has 10 exons. NCBI's taxonomy places the organism in Eukaryota, Metazoa, Chordata, Actinopteri, Batrachoidiformes, Batrachoididae.